GUUUUCCUAGGAGGACUUGCAAAACUCCAGCAAUUAUAUCGCAUCAAAAAGACCAGCUUUCUGAGGUUUUACAGCACGGUCCUGGAUCCGACAUUUUCUGUCUUAAUGGAGUUUACCCCACAUCAUGAUGUCCUGACCUACAUUUGUGAGAAUCCCCAGUCGGUGGCGCAGAAAGUGAAUAUCAUGGAUCAGAUCAUUAAAAUUCUCAUUGUGAUGGAGAAACACAAUAUUUACCAUGGAAACUUGAGGCUGAGGAAAUUUUAUGCCUUUGACACUCAGGGGUCUAAUCAAAUUACAGUGAAACUUGGAGACCCUGGAGUAGUUUCCUUCUUUGAUCCGGAAAACAUUUAUAAUGUUGAAAGAGCUCCAUGGCUUUCACCUGAACGGAGAAAUGACCUGAAGAAAAUCACGUAUGAAUCUGAGGUAUAUGCUAUGGGAACUACCUUGUAUGAGCUUCUGUGCCAGAGUGACCAGUUCUCACAGGAUCUGAAACUCAGUCCGGCUGAAAAUGUAAGUUGGAUGCUGACAUACCUGGAGACAAACAAGCACCUCCCACGUCCAACUUUUCUUGAAGACAACAACAGGGAACCAUCCUCAGAAGAAGAUGAAGGAAAGAAGCUGGUGCCAGAAGCUUUAGAAGUCCUUGAGUUGAUUUGGGAAAUGUGCCUGAUGUGCUGGGAGGAGGAUGAGACAUCCAGACCGUCAAUCUUAACUUUGAAUACGAAGAUGGAAGCUGUGAAAGAGAAAGUGCAAACUUUUGAUGCAGACACAGUUCUGGACAAAAUCAAGGAACUGGCAUAUGAUCUUGGCAUUGAGCACAAAGAUAUGAAAACAGAUGACAAUAAGAAUUUGACAGUAAAAGAAGUUGAGAAAAGGCUGCAGACUCAUUUACUCAAGCAUUAUUUAGACAAGAACUGCCUUAAGAUUGAGAAAAAUAAGCUUGGGAAGGGCCAUUUUGGAGAUGUUUACAGAGGCCUUAUGCGCCCUCCAGAAAAAUGCUCCCAAAAUGCAAAUGGCAAAAGUAAAAAGGUGACAGAAGAAAAUUCAGUUCACUGGACUCCUGUUGCUGUGAAGAGGAUUAAAAGACUCUCCAAACCGCAAGAUGAUCGUAGAAUGGUGUAUAAGGAGAUUAAGGUGGCUUGUAAACUGGAUGAUCCAAAUGUUGUAAAACUGCUCUAUCUUUCUAAAGAUAUUUCCCAUAAAGAUUAUGAUCCAUUGAUGAUGGUCAUGGAAUUCAUGAACUUAGGAAACCUGUCGAAGUAUGCACAUGAAUAUGGAGAGCUGUCAAGUGCAGAAAAAGUUCUCCACAUGCUGAAGAUUUUGUAUGAUGUUGUGAAGGGAAUGAGGUAUCUGUCAGGAAAAGAGAUUGUCCACAGAGACCUUGCAGCACGUAAUGUGUUACUGACUGAUGCCGGUGGCGAGAUCAGAGCAAAGGUUUCUGAUUUUGGACUGGCAAGAAUGCUGGACGGGAAUUACAGAUUUUAUAGAUUAAACCAGGAGGAUGAACUGCCCUUUGUUUGGAUGCCUCCGGAAUGUUUGGAGUGGGACCCAUCAGACCCAGAGAACAGGUUUUCCAGCAGAGGAGAUGUCUGGUCCUUUGGUAUCGUUAUGUGGGAGUCUUUCUCUAAAGGAAUUACCCCGUGGGAUGUUCUACCAAAAACAAUCACAGCUGAGAAUCUACUAAACAAAUACAAAAGCAAAUGGCGACUUCCAGGGGAGAAGAUUGUUAGUAAAGAAGCGUACAGUGUCAUGAAUGAAUGUUGGGUGAUGGAGCCAAAUAAGCGUCCAGCAUUUGUGGAUCUCGUUAAUAAGUUUAAUGUCCUGAUAUCAAAGCAGUCCUAA
This is a messenger RNA of Candidula unifasciata, 1842 nucleotides long. Lineage: Eukaryota; Metazoa; Mollusca; Gastropoda; Stylommatophora; Geomitridae. The record is from the annotation of a GenBank genome assembly.